Penaeus indicus is the source of this 1510-nucleotide messenger RNA. RefSeq names its product mannose-1-phosphate guanyltransferase alpha-A-like. Gene Ontology annotation, molecular function: transferase activity. Lineage: Eukaryota; Metazoa; Arthropoda; Malacostraca; Decapoda; Penaeidae. The record is from RefSeq and is a predicted model, not a curated record. Gene Ontology annotation, biological process: biosynthetic process. Gene Ontology annotation, cellular component: cytoplasm. The transcript is spliced from 9 exons. Bases 1 to 1302 code for a protein of 433 amino acids.
AUGGUAGUUGCCCCUUUCCCCUUCCAGAAGAAUGACCAGCCCUCAACCGGUCAGGAGAAUGGUACCAACCUGCCAGAACUCAGUCAUGCUGCAUGCAAGCCCCGUGCCAUAGGAUCUACCCCCAGCCUGUUAUUCAGUUCAGCAGGGAUAAUCACAUAUUUCUGUGGCUUCCACACACUUCAGCUUGAAAUCGCCAUCCUAACCUUAGUUAGUGCAAGUCAUAGACUGAGUCAUAGACAAAUUCUACAAUUAUCUUGGAGUCAAAUAUCACACACCUUCUUUUUAAGAUAUCUCCAGGAAUAUCAAGCUUUAGGAACAGCAGGAGGAAUCUAUCAUUUCCGUGAUCAGAUAAGCUCAGGGAAUCCUGAUGCUUUCUUUGUGCUAAAUGGAGAUGUAUGUGGAGACUUUCCCCUGCAGGAAAUGCUUGACUUCCACACCAAUCUUACCACACCUUCUCUCAUUACUAUUAUGGGUACAGAAGCCACAAGACAACAGUCUACUAUGUAUGGUUGCAUUGUUGAAGCAAAAGACACACAUCAGGUCCUCCAUUAUGUUGAGAAGCCAUCCACUUUUGUAUCAAACCUGAUUAACUGUGGUGUAUACAUCUGCUCCCCUGAUAUAUUUAAAAGAGUGGGUGAAAUUUUUAACUCAAGACAAGAUUUUUACAGUGAUGACAGUGAGGGCAAUGAAUCUAUUCAGCUAGAACAAGACAUUCUGAUGCCCAUUGCAGGCACUGGUCAAGCCUAUGUUUACACCACAGACAGGUGGUGGUCUCAAAUCAAGACUGCAGGCUCUGCCAUUUAUGCCAAUCGCCAUUACCUCCAACUCUACCACAAGCAGAAGGAAGAUCGCUUAGCCACAAAUGGGCCAGAUAAACCAACAAUCAUUGGUGAUGUUUACAUUCAUCCAACAGCAAGUGUUGAUCCAUCUGCAGUGUUGGGUCCAAACGUGAGUGUAGGAAAGAAUGCAGUAAUUGGUGCAGGUGUCCGUAUCCGAGAGUCUAUUAUUCUUGGCAACACAACAAUACAAGAACAUAGCUGUGUGCUGUAUACGGUGGUUGGAUGGAAUUCGACAGUUGGAGCUUGGUCACGCCUAGAAGGAACACCUUGUGACCCAAAUCCAAACAAACCCUUUGCCAAAAUGGAUAAUGUACCUCUUUUUAAUAAUGAGGGCAAAUUAAAUCCUUCAAUAACAAUCCUUGGGUGUAAUGUGUCAGUGCCAUCUGAGGUGAUUGUUCUCAACUCCAUUGUCCUGCCGUACAAGGAUCUUCCACGCAGCUACAAGAAUGAAAUCAUUCUCUAAUUUCAUGUUGUUUUCUUGGUUGUUCAUUUCACUACAUGAGUUGAAUCAGUUGUAAUCAUGUAUUGUAAUAUUUGAAUGAUUGGUUGAUUUUCUUCUUUCACUUAUGCUUAUGUUACUUGGGAAUGGGGAAAAAGUUUGUAUCCUAAUUAUUAAAUGUAUUUAUUACAAGUGCAAUUAUUUAGAUUUUUUAAUAAAAGUUUGGAAAGUA